AUUUUCUAUUGUUUGUGGAUCAAGAAAGGGUUAUCUAACCGGAUAUAUUGGCAAGGUCCAUUUUACUUGUGUUGUAUACAGAUAAGCCUAUAAAAUAGCCUUGUUUUUCUGUAAAUGUUUUUUCGACCUUUGAUCUCUUGGACCUAGAUAAGUGUUAGAAAAUCCAAGUAAAAUGAUAAUAUUUUCAGUUUAAAUGUGCGCAUCAACAUGAAGAGUUGCACCAUUUUUGUAAUUUUACUUUUUUUUCAUAAUGAAGCAUUGUAUACUAUUCGCUACACAAAUGCAGCGACUAGACCAUCACUUACUGAGGAGCAUUUGAACUGGAAUGCAUUCAAUGGAAAUGCUAAUACUGGAGUAAAAAAUGGAGGUCUCAGAGAAAACAAUAAAUUUGAAACCAAACCUAUUGCUUCUUCAAUUUAUAAACAACAGAUACAAAGUCCCCAAGACAUAAACAAUGAGAAUAAUGCAGUUAUAUCAUCAGAUGGAAAAAAUUGUCCUUCUAAAACAACUGGCUUAUUCCCUAUUCAAUCAGAUUGUCAAAAAUUUUUAAAUUGCUUUAAAGGCCGUGGUUAUGUCCAGUCAUGUGGACCAGGAACUUUAUUCAACCCCAACAGUUUAGAAUGUGAUUUCCCUGCUAAAGUGCAAUGUCUUGAUGGAAAUCCAUCAAAGAUUGAUUCAUCAUUCAUAAAUAGAAAUCCUAGUCAGAAUUUUGAUUUAAACGCCGAGACUUCUAAUCAAAACCAAUUAUUUAUUAGCAACACCAAUGAGUACCAACCUCAAUCAACUAAUCAAUAUCAACCUUCAUUAAAUAAUAAAUAUCAACCCCAAUCAACUAAUCAAUAUCAACCUCAUUCAACUAAUCAAUAUCAACCUCAUUCAACUAGUCAAUAUCAGCCUCAAUCGACUAAUCAAUAUCAGCCUCAGUUGACUAAUCAAUAUCAGCCUCAAUCGACUAAUCAAUAUCAGCCUCAAUCGGCUAAUCAAUAUCAGCCUCAAUCGACUAAUCCAUUAGUUGGAACACAAUUCAUCGUUGAAGGUCAAAAUGUUAACACAGAUACUUCACAACACUUUGGUUCAGCUGUGACCACAGAUUAUGGGUUACAAACUGGAGAGUCUAAGCCACUUUAUGGAUCUAGUUUUGUAGUCAAUGGAUAUACUCAGCAAAAUACUGAAAUACAGUCGCAGCAGUUAUAUCCAAAUGAACAAAAUAUACUUGGAAAACAAGAAUUUGUAACAAAACUUCCUCCAAGAUCAGAACCGGCUGUUAGAAACACAAAUUAUCCAGGACAAAUUCAACAGCAAUCUCCUAAUAGGCAAUAUUAUUUUCAAAAUCCACCAAAAUUUGAGCCAGUUAAUAGAAAUCCCAAUUAUCAAGAACCUAUUCAACAAAAUUUUAAUAAAAAUCCAUCAAGGACCAAUCCCAAUGAAUAUAUGAAUCCAGAACAAGAAACUAUACCAUUAUCAAAUGGUCAGUCAAUUGUUGAAGGCCAUCAAUUUUUACCAGAACAAAAUAACUAUGAGAUACCCAAUAAUUAUGGUAAUGUUCAAGAAACCCAAAAUACUUAUUUAUCUGAACAAGAACAAAUUAAUCAACAAAAAAAUAAGAUACGAUUCCCAUCCCCUUAUCAACCUCCUUAUUCUCAAAAUGGUUAUAAUGGAAAUCAAAAACCAAUUUCAUCAAAUCCUUCUAAUGUUAAUCCAAAUUCUUGGAUUCGAGGACAACUUAAAGUGAAACAAGGUUCUAGUCUAAGUUCUUAUCCUAAUACAAAUGAAGAAUCAGAAUAUGAAGAAUUUCAAACACCUAAUAAUCAAUUCAAUAAACCAGCAACGACUUUUGAUCUAAAUAAUAAACAACAAAUAGAACAUAAUAAACCAAUUAGUUUUCCAAAUAAUUAUGAUUCAUCAAGUUAUGCAAGUCAAACCAACAUAAAUUAUGGGCAACAAUCUUCUAUACCAAAUGGUCAAGAUUAUAACUCAAAAUCUUCACCUGAUUAUUUAGCUCACCCUAAAGUUAAUGAACCUGGACAACAAAAAUAUUUGAAUCCAACACCACAAGAUAGACAAACUAAUGGAGACUCAAGAACAAAUAAACAAUUUAAAAUAGUUGUUUCAAAUAUUUCCAAGCCUAUUGAUAAUAUAGAACAGUCAAAACUAAACACAGAAUUGAUUUUUACCAGAGAUUCUUCUGGUAAAAAAAUACCAAUUAAUUACAAUAGUUUACAAUACCCGAAACAAAAAGAAAAUUCUGGUAAAAUUCAAAAUCCUAGCUAUAUAGAUAAUAUUCAAUCUCCUUCACAAGAAUCUCCAAUAUACCCAUCAGCUACCAAUUCUAAAUGUCCAAAUGGCUUUAAUGGUAUUAAACCACAUCCUACAGAAUGUUCCAAAUUUCUGAGUUGUGCAAAUGGUAGAACAUUUGAAAUGGAUUGUGGUCCUGGAACAUUAUUUAACCCAGCUAUAUCUGUCUGUGAUCACCCAUUUAAUGUACAAUGCAAUCAAUAUGUAAGCACUACAUCAGCUACAGUAGAAUAUGAUGAUAUUAUGUAUACUACACCACUACAGAUACAAGAGGAUUAUACUCCACUUAUUGAUGCAAGACGAGAGUUUGAUCAAGAAACUAGUAAUAGUGAUCUAGUUACUGAAACUGAACCUUUAGAAAAUCAUAAUCAAGCAGUGUUAGAAACUUUGCCAAUUGAAAAUAAACAGUCGAAAAUCUUAAGGAACCCUACAUCUAUUGAUUUAUCAGAUAACUUUUUACAAAACUCUUCUAUAAUCUAUACACCUCCUAAAAUUAUAAGCAACAACAUAGCAGUGAGAAUUGAUUUGAAACCAAAUAGUACUCAGACAAUACGGUUACGUGGUGGUCCAAAAAGUUCUGAAGGAUUUUUACAAAUCCAAGAAAAGCCUUUUAAAUGGGGUGUAGUUUGUGAUGAACUCAACUCGUGGACAAUCGAUAAAGCAGAUAUUGUUUGUAAACAACUUGGAUUUAAGAGAGGAGCAGAACAGACAUGGCAAGGUUUAACUGUGACUACUGAUAAUCCUACUAAAUUAUUAAGAAAUAUAGGUGUUACCAAAGUAACAUGUAAUGGCCAAGAAAGUGCAUUUCAUAAUUGUAAACUCCAAAAUGAUAAAACUUGUAAUGUUGAAAGAGAUGCUGUCUGGGUAAAAUGUCGAUCGAAUUCUGGCUCUGAAUGUCAACCAGAAGAGGUGUCGUAUGAUGGAAAAUGUUAUAAAUUAUUUAUUCCUGUACCUGAAAAAGAAAGUAAAGCUCAAGACAUUGGCUAUAGUAAAGCUGAAGCAUUGGAACACUGUCUUAAACGAGGAGGAAAACUUUUAGAUAUUAGCUCACAAAAAGAAAAUGAUUUCAUAUCUGAAUGGUUGUCUAGACAGAAAACAGAAAGUCCUAUUCUGACAUCAGGAGUUGGUGUAUCAUUAUUAGGAAGUCCUAUAUGGAUUUGGGAAGGCACUGAAAAUCCAUUUGUGUACCAAAAUUGGUGGCCAGGUUGGGAAUUCAAAAAAGUUCUUUCGCCCAAUAUAAAAACAAACCGUGCACUAUGUAUUGUAUUACAAAAAUCAUUCCCUUGUCCUUCAAAUCCAAACAGCACAAAAUUAUGUGACUCUGAAUACUAUUAUUGGGAAGCCAUCGAUUGUGGAACAAAGACUGAUAGACUGCCUUAUGUUUGUGAACGAGAUGUUGAUGACAUUGGUUGUGUGAAUGGGGCCGGUUCAGAUUACAUUGGUUCUGCAAACACGACUUCCUCUGGUAAUGCCUGUUUAUUCUGGGAAGAUCAGCAAGUUUUAGUGGCUAUGAAGUACAGAGUAUCAGAAAAAACUCGAAGAUCACAAUUAAUCAAACAUAACAAAUGUAGAAACCCUGAUGGUACUGAUUUACUGCCAUGGUGUUAUGUACAAACAUCAAAUGGAAUAGUGCGAAGUGAAUUUUGUGAUAUACCUGUUUGUAAUGCUGCCACUAAAUCACCAAAAGUUAGUCGAAUGAUUGAAGAACCAAAAUGUGAUGCAGGAUUUUUUGAAUGUCAACCCAAUGAAUGUAUAACUCAAGCCUGGGUUUGUGAUAAUCAAGCAGACUGUAGUAACGGUAUGGAUGAAAAAAAUUGUUCUAAUGUUAUGGACAAUUUUAUUAAAACUCCAGAAGCUCGAUUAACAAAUCAUGAAGCUGAAAAAUGGCUUCACACUACUGUUAACACUUGUGCUAACCGUUGCAUGCAAGCAGAUGGUUUUGUUUGUCAAUCAUUUUCUCAUAAUAAAAACGAUCAAACUUGUAUAUUAAACGAAAGAACAAAAGGUGAUACUUCAACAAUUUUAGAAUCUGAUAAAGAUUGGGAUUAUUAUGAAACCGAUAAAGCUCUUUGUAUAGGAAAAUUUAUUUGUGAAAAUGGAAAUUGUGUUGAUAAAUCAAAAGAAUGUGAUGGACAUAAUGAUUGUGGAGAUCGUAGCGAUGAAACUAAAUGUACUAAAGAUAUGAUGGGAUAUGAGAUUAGACUGAUGGGUGGAAAUACCACUAAUGAAGGACGUGUUGAAGUCAAAAUCUUAGGUGAAUGGGGAGUUAUAUGUGAUGAUAAAUUUGAUUUACGAGAAGCUAAUGUCAUCUGUCGAGAACUUGGUUUUCUAAAUUCUAUUGCUGUAAAACCAAAUUCCUUCUACGGAGUGCCUAACAAAACAAGAUUUGUAUUGGAUGAUCUAGAUUGUAACGGAACUGAAAAUUCAUUAUACUCUUGUAAAUUUAAAGAGUGGGGAGUUCAUGAUUGCAAUGCUCAAGAGUCAGCUGGUGUGGUGUGUAGAGUUGCUGGUGGGAAAGCUUGUUCAAACGAUGAAUUUGAGUGUAAUUCUGGAGAAUGUGUUCCAGUACGUUUCUUAUGUGAUUCAUAUACAGAUUGUGCUGACGGUUCGGACGAAACUCCAGAACGUUGUAAUUCGCCUUUAGAGAUACGUUUAGUCGGUGGUAACGAACGUCGAGCAGGUAUGGAAGGCAGGGUCGAAGUACGUCAGUUUGGUGUAUGGGGAACUGUGUGUGAUGAUGAUUUUGGUACCAACGAAGCAUUGGUCAUUUGUAACGGUCUAGGUUUUAAGGGAACAGCAGAAUUUAAAAAAGAAGCAGCUUUUGGUCCCGGAAAUGGAUUGAUCUGGUUAGAUCAAUUGCGGUGCGUGGGCAACGAAACAUCUUUGGAACAUUGUUUACAUGAGAAAUGGGGACAACACAAUUGUAAACACACCGAAGACGUGUCUGUUAUUUGCCAUUCGGAUUCUAAAAAAACAAACGACACACAGGAAACGACAACGAAAAGUGCAUUGCCCAAAAAAAAGAAUUUGAAAGAACUGCUGUCCAAUCAGUGUGGAAGACGGUUAGUGACAGUGCCAAAGUCUAUGAAUAUGGUACAACAGAGAAUCGCGUCAGGAUUCGUGACCGAAAGAGGGGAUCAUCCUUGGCAGGCUAGUAUUAGAUCGAGGACACCGGCCGGUCAAACGGAACACGUUUGCGGAGCGGUAAUUAUUUCCAAGUACCACGUAUUGACAGCGGCACAUUGUGUACGUGAUUUGGAUAAAGACUUCUAUUACGUUAGAAUUGGUGACUACAACAUGGGAACGCUCGAAGACUCUGAACAAGAUAUUUACAUUGAUGAAAUUUACAUUCACGAAAAUUUCGAGGUAAGCGUUAAAUUGAACAACGAUAUAGCCGUAAUCAAAUUGAAAACUACCGGCACGGGUAUCAAAUUCAAUCAAUACGUGCAGCCAAUAUGUUUACCAACAGAAAUUAUCAAAUUAAAUUCUAAUAUGAACUGUACCAUCACCGGAUGGGGAUCAGACGGUUCCAUCAGUUCAAGUUUCGCUAACACCUUGCGAUCAGCAUCUGUGCCAAUAAUAGACAUGAAAAUAUGUAAAGCUGCUUAUGUCUACGGAAAAACGACAAUUAGCAACGGAAUGUUUUGUGCGGGAAACCUAGACGGCGGAGCUGAUGCCUGUCAAGGCGAUUCUGGCGGCCCUAUGGUCUGCUCUACAGAAUUAGGUGAAACUGUUAUGGGUAUAACAAGUUGGGGUUAUGGCUGUGGACGAGCCAAUAAGCCAGGAGUAUAUACCAAUGUUCUAUAUUAUGAAGAAUGGCUGUCAAAAACAUUAUUGAAAUAAGUUAGAGCUUCUAAUACUGAAAAUGAAAUAAAAUAAUAAUAAAUAUUAAUCUUAUUGCCAUAAUACAUAGAUACCUUAGGACUUUGGCCUACAUUAUAAUUAUUAAUAUUAAAUAUCCUAUAAUAUACCUAAAUUAUGUUGUAAAAUAG
Melanaphis sacchari is the source of this 6287-nucleotide messenger RNA. RefSeq lists its product as uncharacterized. The record is from RefSeq and is a predicted model, not a curated record. Gene Ontology annotation, molecular function: chitin binding; serine-type endopeptidase activity; protein binding. Gene Ontology annotation, biological process: proteolysis. The transcript is spliced from 21 exons. The coding region runs from base 208 to 6138 and encodes 1976 amino acids. NCBI's taxonomy places the organism in Eukaryota, Metazoa, Arthropoda, Insecta, Hemiptera, Aphididae. Gene Ontology annotation, cellular component: membrane; extracellular region.